Messenger RNA from Blepharisma stoltei, 1200 nucleotides. The record is from the annotation of a GenBank genome assembly. NCBI's taxonomy places the organism in Eukaryota, Ciliophora, Heterotrichea, Heterotrichida, Blepharismidae.
AUGCGUAUAGCUAGACUCAUGGCCAGGUCCUUCGCAGAUUAAGAUUAAGAUUAGCCAUUCGCACUUGAUGGGCCGGAUAUUUAUACCCCUACAUGCUCGUCGCCUAUGCUGAGGCUUCGGCGGACACCUUCUUGCUGCCACAAACAAGGGAUUCGCACAACCACUCUUGACUUCCAAGGCUACUAGAGUCUAAGGGCCAACCACCUGGGUCGAAACUCCCAGUUUCUCGUUAGAAAAAUGUCCAUCUCUUGAGUCCUGUUCGAGGGAGUCAGUCUCCACUCGGGACUGUCGCCAAUAUUGUCCUUUCCAAUGGUUGUUCUAGUGGUAAAAGCCCAAUUCUCACGGAUCAGCUCCGUAGGGCCAGAAUAAAACCUAGUCCGACAUACAAAAAAGGCUUCCGACUCCUUUCCACUUAAAUCCCCCACUGGGCCGUUACCUGCGGUGCUGAGGAAAUAGGGUCGAGAGGUCAGGUGGCACGUCGUCACCAUUUUUGUGUAUAUGUCCUUCGCAGAUAAGCGAAGUUAUUCACGGGUUCCUGCAAAGGCUCCAGAGAUGCCAAAAUACUUGACGGAAACAUACUGAUGGGCUUAUGUUCACCCUAAUGCAGUUUGGUUUUUCGAAAGACAGUGGCUAGUCAAUUUGAUUCUUUGGGGCAAUUUUAAUCGCUUAAGAGACCAUGCCCUGAGAGAAAUAAACUUCCCAAGCAAGACUUUACAAGUUGCAUGCGUUUAUGGAAACUUCACCGAAGAGCUCGCUCGUCUUUCAAACUCGGAAUCUGAAGUUCAUGUUGUUGAUGUUGCUGAAAUCCAACUUGAGAAUUUAAGAGAAAAAUGCAAAAAUGUAAAGAACCUACACGUCCACCACCAAGAUUCCACAAAUUUGGCAUUUGAGGACAAUGCUUUUGAUAACACAGUGGUCUACUUCUUGCUGCAUGAACAGCCUGAAGAAGCCAGAAAAUUGACCGUACAGGAAGCUGUGAGGGUCACAAAGCCUGGAGGAAAAGUGGUAUUUAUCGAUUAUCAUGGGCCGUCGAGGCUAAACCCAUUCCGCUAUGUGAUGAUUCCGAUCUUAAAAAACUUGGAACCAUUCGCACUGGAUAUGUGGAAGAAAGAAAUCAAAGAUUGGCUUCCUCCAGUGGCAGAUAUCUCGAAGGUGACUUAUUUUGGAGGGCUAUACCAGAAAGUAGUAGUUAAAAAGUAA